AAACAUUUUGACAGACUUCUUUUUAUACGUCAUCUUUCGAAGCCGGUUGACUUCCAAAUCCAAAACCAAGUUAAAGGGUUUAUCUUGCAAAGUUUUUGCAAUUGUUAUUUAUAAAAUGCUGUGAAUUUUUUUCCUUUUUCUUAAUUGAUUCCUUGUUUUUGUGAGAUCGUUUUCUUUCAUUCAAAAUGCUGCAUAUUCGAAGCGCCUCUCUAUUUUGUAGUGUUUUGAUAUCAAUGCUUAUUUUAUGUAUGAGUGAAGAUUUACUUGAAGAUGAUAUACCUGUAGUUGAAGGUGAUGGUGGUAUUAUUAAAACUGCUGUAGAAGGGGAUGUGCUGAUUUUAACUAAGGAAAAUUUUGAUAUUCAAGUAUCUUCUAAAGAUAUUAUGCUCGUAGAAUUCUAUGCACCAUGGUGUGGUCACUGUAAAGCUCUUGAACCAGAAUAUGCGAAAGCUGCAAAAAUAUUGAAAGAGGAAGCAAGUUCCAUUUAUCUGGCAAAAGUGGAUGCAACCACUGAAGCAGAACUAGCAUCUCGGUUUGAUGUAUCUGGUUACCCAACUAUGUUCAUAUUUAAAAAAGGAGUGAAGGUUCCUUAUGAUGGCCCACGUACUGCUUUAGGAAUUGUUGAGUACAUGAAAGAAAGAUCAGAUCCUAACUGGAAGCCACCACCAGAGGCUGUUAUUACUUUAAACAAAGAAAAUUUUGAAGAUAUUGUUAGCAAUGCUGCUAUAAUAUUAGUAGAAUUUUAUGCACCUUGGUGUGGCCAUUGCAAGCAAUUAGCACCAGAGUAUGAAAGAGCUGCUAAAGUGCUUAAAAGUUCUGUUCCACCUGUCCCAUUAGCGAAAAUAGAUGGUAUUGAAGAGAAGGAAUUGGCAGAAAAGUAUGAAGCUAGAGGCUGGCCAACGCUUAUGAUUUUCCGAAAAGGACGCAAAUAUGAUUAUGAAGGACCUAGAGAUGAAUCUGGCAUUGUCAAUUACAUGAAAGAACAGGCCAAGCCACCAAGCCAAGAAGUUAAAUCUGUCAAAGAUCUAAAAAAAUCAAUUGGGAAAAUUGAUACUACAAUAGUUGGAUAUUUUGAUUCUGAAACAGAAUCUUUUUAUGAAAAUUAUGUCGAAGCAGCAAAUUCUCUAAGAAGCAAGUUUACAUUCCUACAUUCAUUUAGCAAAGAUGUACUAAAGUAUUCUGGCUCUGAAAAGCAAAAGAUUAUUUUGUAUAAACCAGAAUUGUUUUCUUCAGAAUUUGAGAAAAAACAAUUUGAGUUAGAUGAUAUUAAUUCUUCUCCUGGUGAUAUAUCAAAAUUUAUUAAAGAUCAUGCCUUACCAUUAGUUGGAGAGCGAAGUCAUAAAAGCAUGUGGAAAUACCAAAACAAAUAUCCUAUUGUUGUUGUAUAUUAUGAUGUUGAUUUUGGUUUUGAUUAUAGAAAACAAACUCAACUUAUUCGAAAGGAAGUUGUUAAAGUGGCCAAAGAUUACAAGGCAAAAAUCACUUUUGCUAUUUCAAAUGAAAAUGAAUUUGAAGAUGAAUUGAAUCAACUUGGCUUAGCUGACAGUGGUGAAGAUGUCAAUGUUGGUUACUAUGAAAGUGCUAAAAUUCGUUACCGAAUGGAACCUGUUGAAGAUUUUAGUGCAGAUGAACUGCGAGAGUUUGUACGUGAUGUUCUUGCAGGCAAUGUAAAAAAGCAUAUUAAAUCUCAACCUGUACCAAAAGAAAACAAAGGGCCUGUUACUACGAUAGUCGGCUCAUCUUUUGACAGUCUUAUUACUCAAAGCAAAAAAGAUGUUUUGGUUGAAUUCUAUGCCCCUUGGUGUGGCCAUUGCAAGAAACUUGAUCCAGAGUACAAAAAAUUAGGAAAAGCUUUCUCAAAUCAUGAUAAGCUGCUUGUUGCUAAAAUUGAUGCUACUGCUAACGAUUUUCCCAGUGAAUACAAAGUCGAUGGUUUUCCAACCAUUUAUUAUGUUCCUGCUCAUGACAAGAAAAACUUAAUUGUUUAUGAGGGUGAACGCAACCUUGAAGCAAUGACUAAAUUUGUGAAUGAUCAACUAUCAAAAAGUACUGAAAAAGAUGAAUUAUGAGUGUCAAAGUUUACACAAACAAAACAACUAUGAUGCAAAUAUCUCAGCAAAUAAUAGUUAAACAAAUUUUGUUACAUGGUCUAAUGUUUUGUCCUUUUUUAUGGUAUAAGUUACGUUUGUCUUUUUUAAAUAUAUUAAUUGUAUUAAAUUACAAUUUUUUUUUCUAUUUGUGAUGCCUUAUUUAAUUAAGGUUCAUGAUUUUUUCUUUGUAAAUAACAUUGUACCAUAUUUUAAAUAAUUCUAAAGAUAUUUUUUAUAAUAAUGUAUUCGUUAUACUACAACUUUUGAUAAAGAAAUAGCUUCAUUGAACAAAUGAGAAGUUACUGUAUUGUAUUUUUAUUCUGUAACUCAAUUGAACUCUUUUAUUUUAAAAUCAUUGUAUGAAAGGCCCUUUUGCUUUUGUAAAUAUUUAAAGAAAUUGCUGGUCAAUGCAGUGUUAUCUUAUCAUUAUCAUUGGAGUCUUCCAUAUUAUUUUCUUGUGCAUACUAUAGGAUUGGACAAUAAAGUUUUCAAUGUGAUUCUUA
This is a messenger RNA of Parasteatoda tepidariorum (common house spider), 2593 nucleotides long. Its product is annotated as protein disulfide-isomerase A4. Lineage: Eukaryota; Metazoa; Arthropoda; Arachnida; Araneae; Theridiidae. The record is from RefSeq and is a predicted model, not a curated record. Gene Ontology annotation, biological process: response to endoplasmic reticulum stress; protein folding. Gene Ontology annotation, molecular function: protein disulfide isomerase activity. Gene Ontology annotation, cellular component: cell surface; endoplasmic reticulum.